GUUAAAAAAAAUGUACGUUUAUAUUUUUGUUCCGUAUAUUUAGUUGAAUUAAGGCUAGUUGCAUAAAACUUUCAACUCUCUCUCUGAUGUGUUGUCAAAUUUAGACUAGGCUUCUUAUUCACUCCCCGAGGUCAGUGUUGAGUUGUAUCGUUAUAUCAUUGCUACGAGAUUCGGCAGACUUUAGGACGGCGAAAAGAAAUGGCUCUGCUGGUGCCCUAGCCUUCACCUAUUCCCGAUCCUAUCCCUCGAGCGACGUGGCCAAUCAGUGUGUGUGUCAGCGACACAUGAAUGGUGAUAUCCAAGAAAUGGAACAAAGAAGCCGCUCGUAUCGAAUUUCCGUCGAUAGAGAAAAUUCGCGGAUGAAACAGCACAGAAGAUUUGUUGAGAUUUGUGAAACCAAAUGAAUAUCUUCGACGCAAAGUCCAACUGUUUUGGUUUGCUCAAGGAGGGAACUUGGUCUCGUGAGAGCUUUGUCGGUCGCCAGGCGAGGCUGUUGGCUACAUUGGAACGAGUGAGGAUCCUCUGACAGUGGACUGCAUUUCUCCUGUAGGAGUGAGGAUCCUCUGACAGUGGACUGCGUUUCUCCUGUAGGAGUGAGGUUCCUCUGACAGUGGACUGCGUGUCUCCUGUAGGAGCGAGGUUCCUCUGACAGUGGACUGAGUGUCUCCUGUAGGAGCGAGGUUCCUCUGACAGUGGACUGAGUGUCUCCUGUAGGAGCGAGUUUCCUCUGACAGUGGACUGAGUGUCUCCUGUAGGAGCGAGGUUCCUCUGACAGUGGACUGAGUGUCUCCUGUAGGAGCGAGGUUCCUCUGACAGUGGACUGAGUGUCUCCUGUAGGAGCGAGGUUCCUCUGACAGUGGACUGAGUGUCUCCUGUAGGAGCGAGGUUCCUCUGACAGUGGACUGAGUGUCUCCUGUAGGAGCGAGGUUCCUCUGACAGUGGACUGAGUGUCUCCUGUAGGAGCGAGGUUCCUCUGACAGUGGACUGAGUGUCUCCUGUAGGAGCGAGGUUCCUCUGACAGUGGACUGAGUGUCUCCUGUAGGAGCGAGGUUCCUCUGACAGUGGACUGAGUGUCUCCUGUAGGAGCGAGGUUCCUCUGACAGUGGGCUGAGUGUGCUCUCAGCGGCUCUCAGCCAGGGACGACUGCCCUUCUGGCCACAGCGCCCAUGAGGUAACGGCGAGAAGUCCCAUACCACCCUCGCUCUGCCCUCCACCCCAUCUCCUUCUAUCCCUCUCCAGCGAUGGGUCAGAAGAUCUCGGGCAGCAUCAAGUCGGUUGACGCACGGGGCGAUCCCUCCUAUCGGCCUGUCCGCCGUGAGCUGCGGGGUCCAGACUUCUGCCGGCCUCCUCGUCUUGACCUACUUUUGGACAUGCCCCCUGCGACCUCUGACCUGCAGCUCCACCAUGCCUGGAACCCAGAGGACCGCUCACUCAACGUCUUUGUCAAGGAGGACGACAAGCUGACCUUCCACCGCCACCCGGUGGCCCAGAGCACCGACUGCAUCCGCGGCCAGGUGGGCUACACACGGGGGCUCCAUGUCUGGCGGAUCCACUGGCCGGCGAGACAACGAGGAACACACGCUGUUGUAGGGGUGGGCACGGCUGACGCUCUUCUACACUCUGUGGGUUACACAGCCCUGGUGGGUUCGGACUGUGAGUCGUGGGGCUGGGACUUGGGCCGGAACAGACUCUACCACGACAGUAAGAACCAGCCAGCCUCCACCUCGGCACCAACAUACCCGUGUUUCCUGGAGGCAGACGAGUCGUUUGUUCUGCCAGAUGCCCUGCUGGUGGUGCUGGACAUGGACGAGGGCACGCUUAGCUUCAUGGUGGACGGCCAGUACCUGGGCGUGGCCUUCAGAGGGUUAAAGGGCAGGAGGCUGUACCCCAUUGUCAGCGCCGUGUGGGGACACUGUGAGGUCUCCAUCUUCUACGUCAAUGGACUCGAUCCGCUCCUGGUUGAGAGGAAACGAGAGCUGGAGGCAGAGAUUGAUCUGAGACACAGAUGGAAAGGAAACUGGGACAACAGGAUCAAGAUACCUUCUUAAUCGGAGCCCCUCCCCCUGAUGGACCUGUGCAGGCGAGUGGCCAGGCUGGCUCUGGGGCGGGACCGAGUCAACCAGAUAGACACCCUCCCUCUGCCAGAGACCAUCAAGAACUACCUCCAGUACCAGUGAACUUACACACACCAGGACAACGAACGACUUGCUUGACGACGGCUACAUUCACUACAGUCAACCCCAAACAAUUGAACCCUGAAACACUGGACAUCUACUGAGGAUGAUGAUGAUGGUCGGGAGGAAGCCUAUAAAGGAGUUGCAAGUUUCCUUUUAGGAUGUGUCCAUUUUGAACUCCAUUGUUUCAGUUUGCUCACUGCUGUCCCCCAGAUGGACAGAUGAGUGAUUGAUGGACAGACGGAGGUAGAUGGGCGUGAGACUGGACUCUAGCAGAAGUGUUGGGCUAUGAUGCUGGCUUCUCAUUGGGUCUAUGGGUUUAUAGCGUGUAAGCUUCUAGAAUAUAUUCCUGGAGGAACAGGGUGUUUUGGGGAUGAUGCACACAUAGUUACUGUACAUCUAUAGACUCUCUGGAAGCCUCUCUGAACAUGUAGAUAUUUUGACUCUAUAGCAGGCUCUACUGAGGCUCACCAGCCCCUAGCCACAGGGACGCGAACAUCGUUCAACGCAUGCAUAUGCAAACACUAGCUCAUGCUCAGAGGGGCUGUUUUCACUGUGUGAGGUUUUAUGCAUGUGUGGGUUGGUGCGUGUCGGUCUUGCUCAGCAACAGGCACCCUAAGACAUCAGUCUGAACCACUGAGUUUGGCAACACUGCAGCCUUGAUAUCUCUAGUCCCCUGCUGCACUGCACCUUCCUCACCUCAACUGGCAGUCUCCCUUUUAUUUAUCAGUGGGCUUCAUUGGAUCCAUGCCUCUGUCUGGGUGAGUGACUGGGGAUGCAUCCACAGUGGCACCCUAUUCCCUACAUAGUGCACGCCAUCUGAUCAAGUGUAGUGCACUAUGUAGGGAAUAUGGUGCCAUUGUGGACAUACCUGGAAUGUUGUCAGUCAGUGUGAUGUGUUAAAGCUGAGGUUGGUCUGAGGGCCAAUCUGUUACUGUUUAUGUGCCUGCUCAGAGAAAGUACAUCUGUCACAGGAGACAAAGACCUGCUGCUUUUUUCCCUCUUUCCGUUCUUAUCCUGAUGGUGACUAUUCCUUUAAGUAUAUGUUCUGUUUUUAUGACUGGGGAUUUAGUUUGUUUCUGAUUUUUGUUUUCUAUGGUUUUGAGAUCUAUUUGCUGGACAGGAAGUGACCCGGGUGAGACAGGAAGUCUCGCUGAGAGAGACUGAUCGAGGAAUGUGCUGCCAUGAGAAUCUUUUAAAUGUGAAUAAAACACAAACAAACUGAACCAAACACAAUGGUGUUUUCUGUCCAGUUGGACCUACUGUCACCUCAGUAUGCCAGUGUCAUCCAAAUGAAGGGAAGUCUCAAUGCUGCCCAGCACAUUCACAACAUUAUGCCUUUGAACUAACAAUAUAGUAAUUAAUUUAUUUAACUGUGAUUUAAAGUAUGUUGCUGUAUUUGGAUGCCUGUAUUUGAUAUUUAGUCCGUGACGUUUUCUGAAGCAGGCAGGCUUUGAACGGAGAACAAAGCCUGUUAUGUGAUCACAGUUCAGACAAAGCAGCUUUCCCUGACCAUUCAUGUUUUACAGCAUAAAUGUGUCUGUCAAUCAUAUCAAGAUCACACCAGGACAGCAAAGUGGUACUGAUGAGAUGAUUUAACGUAAGUGGUGAGAGAGUUCGGUUGUAAGGGAAGGAAACAUUUCCCUAAAUGGUUACAAUCAUCCUACUCAAUAGGUAGGGAUGAUUUUGCAGGGCCAUAGUUACUUGCCCAUUACCAGAAGUGUACAUAAGCUUGUGUUAUAGCAAUUGGCUCAUUCACCCACCCUCCCUCCCCCUUUCCCCUGUAACUAUUCACCAGGUCAUUGCUGUAAAUGAGAAUGUGUUCUUGUCGACUUACCUGGUAAAAUAAGGGUUACAAAAAAAUGUAUCUCAGGCGAAGGCUUUAGUGCUGAAAUGCAGGUUAAGAAGCAAGGAUUUGAAGGAUGAGGAAACGCUUCAGGGCAGGAUUCUGGACACAACAUCACAGUUAGAGGCUAAGACAAGGCAUUGGAAAUCAAAUAUCAGUUAAAUGAGAUCAUCCCUGCCCUUGGAAUUUAGUAAUUAAUUUACUCCCUUGCAGAAAGGUAGGAUCAAAUCAGGAUAAAAGCUGGUGCUCAGAAGUUUGAUCUGUCUAAAAGGGGCUUAUCCUUGAUACACCCCCUGUGUCUUGACAGUUUGUUGUGACAGCUUGAUUUGAGCUGCGCUACUAUGCUGAUUUACAAUUGAGCUCUAUAUCCUGUUGUAUAAUCUUACAACAGUGGCUAUUGGCUCCCUUCUCUUCCCUCUCUCCCUACUCAACUAAUUUCUCCCCACUUCUCACCCUCUCAAACCAGCUUUCAUCAUCGUCCAUAUUAUUACUGUCUGCACUCUCCUGUCCUUUACAUCAUCACGAAAGGUGUAAUCUCUCCCCUCACCUGUCUAUUCUACUGCCUUCACUCUCCAUGAUUCCCAUCAACAUUCCUCCUUUCACUCUUCUCUGCUCCCUCGUCUUUACCUCAUUCCUUUCCCUCCCUCUCAUCCUGUAUUGAGUGACAUGGAGGGCGGCGGUGGGAGGAGAACUGUAGCAGUUGAAGUGCUGUUGUCUCCCACAGAGGCUGCAUGGAGGGAAGAUGAAGAAAUGUAUAAUUCCUAAAAGAAAAUCACCUCUUUAGGUUUGCUCUUAUCUCCUUCAGAGCGUUAUGUAAAAUGUAUUGUUUGGUUCUGUGGUCUGUUUCUCUCGCUCAGAUUAAAUGAAUGAGUGCUU
Molecule: messenger RNA, 4896 nt
Organism: Oncorhynchus mykiss (rainbow trout)
Lineage: Eukaryota; Metazoa; Chordata; Actinopteri; Salmoniformes; Salmonidae
Product: SPRY domain-containing SOCS box protein 4
Biological process (GO): proteasome-mediated ubiquitin-dependent protein catabolic process; intracellular signal transduction
Cellular component (GO): SCF ubiquitin ligase complex
Molecular function (GO): protein binding
Source: RefSeq, a predicted model, not a curated record